Molecule: messenger RNA, 1500 nt
Organism: Gadus chalcogrammus (walleye pollock)
Lineage: Eukaryota; Metazoa; Chordata; Actinopteri; Gadiformes; Gadidae
Gene: tagln
Product: transgelin
Exons: 6
Coding region: 168-782 (204 amino acids)
Molecular function (GO): protein binding
Source: RefSeq, a predicted model, not a curated record
GACCUUUAAGCCGGCACUUUGCAGAGGGAGGAUCCUGGGUUGAUAUACAAACAAACCCUCACCUAGUCACCUAGUCCUCACUCAGCCCAACACACAGCUACAGCCCGCAGACUCUACUGCUAUUCCUUCACACAGAUAGCAUAAAGUUGAAGUGACCUGACAUCAAGAUGGCAGCACAGGGAGCUGGAAUGGCCAACAAGGGUCCCUCCUACGGCAUGAGCCGGCAGGUCCAGGAUAAGAUCGCCAGUAAGUAUGACCCCGAGCUGGAGCAGAUCCUGGUGGAGUGGCUCAGCCGGCAGUGUGGCUCUGGCGUGGGCAAGCCCGAGGCGGGGAAAAUCGGCUUCCAGGCCUGGCUGAAGGAUGGAUGUGUGCUGAGUGAGCUGAUCAACAGCUUGGUCACCGGGGACAAGCCCAUCAAGAAGAUCGGGAGUUCCCCCAUGGCCUUCAAACAGAUGGAGCAGAUCUCCCAGUUCCUCACCGCCGCCGAGAAGUACGGCGUCAUCAAGACGGACAUGUUCCAGACGGUGGACCUCUGGGAAGGUAAGGACCUGGCUGCCGUGCAGAGAACCCUCUCCGCUCUGGGCAGCUUGGCCGUCACUAAAGACGAGGGGACCUACAGGGGAGACGCCAGCUGGUUCUUCAAGAAAGCCCAAGAAAACAGGAGGGACUUCAGCGACGACCAGAUGAAAGCGGGCAAGAACGUGAUCGGCCUGCAGAUGGGAUCCAACAAGGGGGCCUCUCAGCAGGGCAUGAGCUACGGGAGCUCUCGACAGAUCCUCUGAAGCCCCUGACCCCACAGACGGCCCCAAGAAACCCUUCCUCUCGAGAUAGCUGGCUUAGUAGUCCGUAAAACCCUCCUAGUAACCCCCCACCCACUGUCCCUAGCAACAGCCCCACAUAGAUGAGCAACACCACAUUAACCCCCCCCCCCCCCCCUCAGCUUCCCCCCAGCAUUUUCUCCCCUACAGAUCUCAUUAUAGGUUCCGUCCACUCAAAACGUCUUAACCAAUCCUAACAUCUUAACAUCUUCAGUGGUCUCGAUCCCGCCCACUCAAAACCUCUUAACCAAUCCUAACAUCUUAACAUCUUCAGUGGUUUGCGGUUAACAGAAGCAGCGCGCCACGGCCAUCACAGGUUACUUUGACACUAAGCUCAAUAACUUCCUUCUCAUGCACCAUGAGGACGAUGAGCAGGACACACAGAGUACUCCUACCACAUCAUUCAUUGACUGAACUCAGCAUUGACAGAGGUCAAGGCGUCUUUAAAUCCAGCCCCGCAAAUAAUGAUUAUAAUAUCCGUAUUGAACAUAGUUCAAUGCGGAAUGAGAGGACAGAGGUCGUGGGUGAUGUACAAAAUGUGUUCCUCUCGCUGAUACAAUUCUCAGUAAGAUCAAAUAUUUCUUUGAGAUGGCUUUACAUGCUGUAUCGGCAACAAUAUUUUGUACAUUGUCUAAUUAAAAGAAUGACUUUGAAAUACAUCACGUACUAACUGUUGAACUGU